This is a messenger RNA of Daucus carota subsp. sativus, 3473 nucleotides long. RefSeq lists its product as uncharacterized. Lineage: Eukaryota; Viridiplantae; Streptophyta; Magnoliopsida; Apiales; Apiaceae. The record is from RefSeq and is a predicted model, not a curated record. The coding region runs from base 369 to 3137 and encodes 922 amino acids. The transcript is spliced from 7 exons.
ACACAAUAAACACCACCAAAUCAGAGUCCGUCAAAGUCGGUGCACAGCCAAGAUAACUGCCUCUACUAGCCGUUUAAAUCCGGUGAAUCUCCGGCAUUAUAUCUCACCGGACUGUCAUUUUCCGGCCAACCCACUCAUCACAAGUUUUUCUGUCAGUUUGGUUGAUUGAAAUAGAUGUUAUGAACUGUGAAAUAAAAGAGAUAAAUUAUUAUUGUAUCCCGAGGAAGCAUCAUAUUUCGCGGGUCUUUGUAUACUAGUUUGUUGGUGUUAAAAUGAAUGGAAUUCAGAAUCACAAAACUCACAAUAUCGAGAUACCUUAUCUAGGAUGUUAGGGACGUGUAGUCAACGUUUUUGAACCGAGUGCAGGCAUGCCAGGAAAUAGACUGUUGAUGGAUAAGCCUCAUCAUAAUGGACCCCCUUUGACAAGGAGUCACUCAGAUGUUUCAGGAAUGAGUCUCGCUGAGGAUCAGAUAGAAGAUAAAAUGGCUAUCUCUGAGUUGCAAAGUACCUCACUGAAUAGGAAGUCACAUAGGACACCUAUAAAAAUGCUUAUAGCUCAAGAAAUGUCUAAAGAAGUGGAUUCUAAGCAAAAGCCGCCAAGUGUGGUUGCAAGGCUGAUGGGGCUUGACACCCUCCCACUUCAGCAGUCUUAUACAGCUUCGCAACAAAACCAUUCGAGAGGUUCUUCACGCAGCCAAUCUUUUGCAUCUUUUGGUUCGUGGAAGGAGGAGCAGGAAAUUCAUCAGUAUCAAGAGCAAAAUGGGUACAAAGAUGUUUAUGAAAUACAACAAUCACACAAUAAAUUUGUUAGGCAUAACUCACCUCAUAAAGAAAGAUUCGACGGGCGUUCAGUUGAAAAAAAGAUGGCUCUUGUUCGUCAGAAUUUUAUUGAAUUAAAGCGUCUUUCUACAGAUGAAAAGCUUCGUCAGUCCAAGCAGUUUCGGGAUGCUUUAGAGGUUUUAAGUUCCAACAAAGAUUCAUUCCUCAAAUUUCUCCAAGAACCAAACUCAAUGUUCUCGCAGCAACUGUCUGAUUUGCAUUCUAAUCCCCUGCCUUCUGAGACGAAGCGCAUAACCAUUCUGAAACCCGCAAAAAUGGUGGAUAGCUAUAAAGUUACUGAUUUGGGGAAGAAGGAUGAAGAACAAAUAAAUGAAAGUUCUGAGUUCAGUCAGAUCAACAGGCUAAGCAUUCCUGGAUUUUCUCCUCCACCAACAUGUAAACUUGAAGAUAGUCGGGUGCAAGCAACUCGAAUAGUGGUGCUAAAACCUAGCCCUGGGAAGUCCCAUGACAUUACUGCUGUUAUUUCACCUCUUUCUCCGUCAACAAAGGCAUUACAUGUUGAAGAUCAGUAUGUGGAGUUCGAGGAAAAUGAUGCUAAAGAAUCAAGAGAAAUGGCAAAGGAGAUUACUCGGCAAAUGUGUGAAAAUUUGAGUCAUCAAAGAAGGGAUGAAACACUGCUCCCUUCUGUGUUUUGCAAUGGUUAUACUGGUGAUGAAAGUUCAUUUGAUAAAUCUGAGAUUGAAUUUGCAGCGGAGAAUCUUAGUGAUUCAGAGGCUAUGUCUCCAACUUCCAGGCAUUCUUGGGAUUACAUUAAUAGGCUUGGUAGCCCUUAUUCGUUCUCCACCUUCAGUCGUGCAUCUUAUUCUCCUGAGUCGUCAGUUUGUCGAGAAGCAAAGAAGCGACUCUCUGAGAGAUGGGCCAUGAUGGCAUCUAAUAGAAGUCAAGAACAAAAACAUGUAAAAAGGAGCUCCAGUACUUUAGGUGAGAUGCUUGCUCUUUCUGAUAUAAAAAGGUCGGUCAUAUCCGAGCAAGAUUCUAUUAGAAGUGAACAGGAGUUCAGGGGAUCCAGGUCAUGCUGCACUAGUGAUUUGAAUGAUGAGGAUAAAUGUGAUCCUCCUACCAGGAAUAUUUUGAGAUCAAAAUCUGUCCCUGCAUCUUCUACGGCCUACGGUGGCAGAAUUAGUUUAGAAGUUUCAGAUCCUAAGAUGGAGAAAGCAGAUGCUGCCAAGGAUCUGACAAAAACAAGAAGCAUGAAAUCAUUGUUGAAGGGCAGAGUUUCAAAUUUAUUUUUCCCCAGGACAAAUAAAUCCAGUAAACAGAAAUCGAGUAAUUCUAGGGAUGAAAUUGAAUCUGCUGAAUUGCCAAGUCAGCCUUCUGGAUAUGAAGUUGAUCUAGCUAUUAAACAGGGGGAAUUGCCUGAUCCACUUGGAUCUUGGAACAAAGCUUCUCCUUCACAUUCAUUCAGUGUGGAGAAUGAAGAAUGGUUGCUUCAUACCAAGGCUGAAAUCUCCGCAACAAAACCUUGUCCAUCUAGAAAUCCUAUUGAGUACCAAGAUACACCAAGUUCAUUCUCAGUCUUGGAGCUUCCAUUCCAAGAGGAUGAUCGCAGGGACUCUGAAUUCUCUGACAACUUCAGUCUACUCCGAAAUGGGUCUGAUUCACCCGUGUAUUCUAGUAAAGCCAAUCUGAUCGACAAAUCUCCACCAGUAAGAUCCAUCGCUCGGACUCUUUCGCAAAAGGAUUCUUGUACAGAAACUGCAAGUCUAUAUCCUGCAAAAACAUCUGUGGUUAUGAUAGAUGCUGAGGAAGAAAGACAAGAAUUGUCUUUACUUGUUCAGACGCUAUUAGCGGCAGCGAAAUUUGGGAAUGAAUUGCAGUUCGACACAUUUUUGGCUAGGUGUCAUUCCUUAGAGAGCCCAUUGGACCCAUCAUUGAGAGACAAUUACUUAGGCCUAAUUGACAAGGAGACGUUGCCUGAGGCCAAGCGAGGGCAAAGAAUAUUAAUGCAAAAGCUUGUGUUUGAUUGUGUCAAUGCAGCAUUGGUGGAAUUAGCUGUGCAUGAGUUGGAUACAUGGAAAAGCAGGCCCUCUAAUAGGGUUCAUGAUCAGAUGUUAAUAUUUGACUCUGUGUGGACCCAGAUGGAGUGGUUUUGUGGCGAGGUUAGUUGUGUUUUGGGUGAAAUUUGGGAAAACAAUAGCCUGGUUGUGGAGAGAUUGGUGAGGAAGGAUGUGAUUGAAAAAGGUUGGAAUGACCAGGCGAUGAUGGAAAUAGACCGUUUUCACAAGGAAAUUGAAGUGAAGUUGCUGGAAGAUCUUGUGCAAGAGGCUGUCGAAGAAUUUACAGAUAAUUUGAGAUGAGACCUUUCUUUAUCAUAUUAAUUUAUUGCGUAUCUUCAUUUGUUUCAAAUUGUCAUAUACUACUCUUUGAUUCGUGUUAAGCUCUCCCACGAUGAUGGUUCCCGCCAAAGUGCCAUUUGUUUUGUAAUGCAAAUAUAUGAUAUGUAUUUCUUCAGAAAUGGGCUGUUUUGCUAUAUUCUGAAUAUUGGAUCCUGAGCUGGACAUGUAAUGUAUAAUUGUAUAUCUUAGAUCCGCCUCUUGUCUCCCUUUGUAUAAAAAUAAUAGUUAAAUACAUUGCUCUGUAUCCUCAUAUUUGUCAUUAUUUAAUAAUGGUAAAGUCAUUGUUGUUUGUUGUGA